This is a messenger RNA of Strongylocentrotus purpuratus (purple sea urchin), 2609 nucleotides long. Its product is annotated as small RNA degrading nuclease 5. Gene Ontology annotation, cellular component: nucleus. Gene Ontology annotation, molecular function: nucleic acid binding; exonuclease activity. The record is from RefSeq and is a predicted model, not a curated record. Bases 118 to 2010 code for a protein of 630 amino acids. Lineage: Eukaryota; Metazoa; Echinodermata; Echinoidea; Camarodonta; Strongylocentrotidae. The transcript has 14 exons.
CACAUUUACAUUUAAUGAUUUACAUUUAAUGCUUAGAUUUUAUCGAUUAACGUUCAGAUAACCCAUGGCAUGAAUGGUUCUAUAAUGCAUCUGUUAAAUAACAACGAUUUCGUUUAAAUGCUGACAUCAAGUAAAAUGGGUGUAGCAGAGAAUUCAACCAAGCCAAGCAGGAAGCGUAAAUCUGCUGCCAUUGUGACUUCAUCCAAACAGGAUGAGGAGGAACCUUCAGGAAAGAAGCAGAAGAAGAAAGAAAAAACAGUUGUUGCUCAGGCAGUAAAUCGUGAAGAAACCAUCAGCGAUGCAGUGCCGUCUCCCAAACGCGAACAUAAAUACUCAGCAGAAGAAACGGCAGAAUGGAAGAAGAGGAAAGUUUAUUUUCAGAAGAUGAAGAUGCAACAACCAAAAUUGUUUCUAAAUGAGAAUACACCAAAAAUGAAUGGUAACCACAUCGCAAACAAUGGCAGCAGCACGGAAAAGAGUGUAGAUUCACCAAAGAUAAAAGUGCCAACCAUAUUUAAACGAAAAGAUCCAAUAACACUCACAGAAGUCUUGUAUCUUCUCCAGUAUGGACUGCUAGGGAACUCUGCAAGUUUUCCACCAAGUUGGUGCAAGCUACUGAGGGUUGGUAAGAUCAAGAAGGUCGUCUUUAUCAUUCUGAAUGGUGUUACCAGCCGAAUCUACAGGAGAAAGAGACAUUGCUUCCCAAACAUAGCUUCUAAAUCCCUUUCUACCAAAGUCAUUCCAGCUCUCAGUUACUUUGCCAUGCUCCAAGAUGUUCUAUCUACCGUGAAAAGCAACACCAAGUUCAGCCUUCACAAGCAUAGGAUAAUAGCAGCUAUGAAAUAUGAGAAAGCAGUCAAGGAGAACCAGGUCGAAGAAGAACUGAAAUUGAUUGAGGGAAAGGCUGAAAAUGGCAUUGUGGAUGGAGCACCGCAGCCAGGGAAGACCCACUACCUAGUCAGCAGGGAGGAGAUGGAGAGUAGGGGCUACCCCCGUCCGGGUGACGAGGGGUGUGUUCACACCAGGAUUGUGGAGCAAGUCACUGAUCAGAGCCCCAUCAUAGGCAUUGACUGUGAAAUGGUGAUAACGACUGCUGGUACUGAGCUAGCUAGGGUCUCUCUCACCGAUGACAAAGGGAAGAUGCUCUACAACUCACUGGUCAAACCAAUAAACCCUGUCAGGGAUUAUGUGACCAGGUAUAGCGGGAUCACCAAGAAGUUGCUGGAGCCUGUUGAGACCCGGCUGGCCGACGCCCAGAAGGCUGUGAUAGAUGUCCUACCAAGGGAUGCCAUCCUGGUAGGACAGGGACUAGAGAAUGAUCUCAGAGCUCUGAAGAUCUAUCACCCUCACUGUGUGGAUACUAGUAAUAUGUUCACUGCAUCGGGAAGGAGAGUCAAGCUGAAACUCCUAGCCAAGGAAUACCUCAAUCGUGAUAUACAGUGUGGUACAGCUGGUCAUGACUCUGUAGAAGAUGCUGCAGCAGCCAUGGAUCUCUUCAAGCUCAAACUAGCCAAGGGGGAUAAGCUCAGAACCUACUACAGAGAAUGCAAUGCUGGACCUGUCUUUGCAGCAAGAGAGAGUAUAUUUGAGAUAGCCCAGGAGCAGGGGAAGAAAGUAACUGCUGUUGACACCCGAUUCACACUCAAGAAAUUCAAGAAAGAGCCUGUCAGCUGUAACGUCUGCUUCAAUGAUAAAGAGAUCUGCAAGAAAGCCUGUAAUGCACUCUCCACCUCAGACUUUGUUUACAUGCAAUUUCAUGGUUAUAACAAUCUAACUCAAGGCAACACGGUGGAUGAAGCAGAUACAGAGACGACCCUCUCCCUAAUGGACGAACGAGUAGGCACGGUAUUGGACGCCCUUCCAGACAACUCCUUACAUGUGAUCCUUAUGCCUGGGACUACAGAGAUGAGAAAGGUCAAAGAUCCCAAGCGAGGCGACUACAAGAUGAGACACGGCAGAUGCGUCAUUGGUCUGAAGCUAGAAGAAAUCACAUACCCAGGAAACAGAUAACAGUGACUUACACUGAUGAGGAAACAUAUAUUAACUUUUACAUUUGGACAGUAGCCUUACCGGUACUCUUUUAUUUUUCAAAUAAGUACAGGUAUCAAGAAGAUGAAUGGUAUGCCAAGACAUCUAUUAAAGACAUUGUGGUUCACCAAACACAAAAUGCUUAAGUGCGUCGUGGUCUAGAUAGGAAAUUGUUACCCCAAGAUUAGUACUGAAGUCUUGAGCUAUUGGUGAAGUGAUGACCAACUUGCGUUACAGAAAAGGAGCUCUGCAUCUCUGCUGUUGGAUAAGAUGGAUAACUCUGAUUUCUUUGAUUUUUUUAAAAAGCAUAUGAAUACAUAUUUACAUUUUUAAAUAGUAAAAUACAUAAAGUGCCUUUGAACAGUUACAAUAUUAUUCUCUCCACCCCCCCCCCCCCGACCUUUUUUUUCGCUCUCUCUCUCUCUCUUUCUCUUGCUCUCUUUCACUGUAGUUAAUCAUUCGCAAAGCAUAUAUCUUGAGAAAUUGCAUUUGCAAGUUAUCAACCAUAUCUUUCUCUCUCUUUCUUUACCUUUUCUUGAACAAGAUUUGGUAUGCAAUAAAGGACAUAUAAUACACCUGUA